AUGAGCUCAACCAAUUCCUCUAAUGCUGUGUUUUUUACCAUAACAGAUUUCAGUCCCUAUUCCCAGAGCAUUCCUAGUCAAGUCAUUAAUAGCUUGUCCCUCAUGUGUUUUGUGGCGCUACUUUCUCUCGUAUUCUAUCUUUAUUCAAAGAAGGACCUUCGAGAGCGAAUGAAGACCAAUCAAAAGAUACUCGUGGGAAUUGUCGUGGUGUUGGUGGCAUUCCAUAGCACAUCACUCGUGUGCCGACUCAUCUAUCGUUCCAUUGAAGAAUCAAUUGUAUCUCAAAUGGAUUAUCAUGUAACAACAUCUUUCUCUCCAUCCUCAAGAGAAUAUAUGGAAUAUAUAAUUUUCAGAAAUAGUACUCUCACCACAGACCAAGCUGGAAUUUCAUUUGCAUCCAUCAUUACCAUGCAUGUGGUUGGAAGCAUUGAAGCAUUCACUACUUUGACCUGUGUUGCUAUCUUAUUGUUGAUCAUUUCAUUCGUUUCGAAUGUGUUUCUCAAUACUGUGAUUGCUAACAACUCCAACAAGAAAGCUUUCAAGAUUGCUCUCAUUGGAGUGAAUGUAGUCACUGCAGUCUUUCUUGUUGCAUUAACUUUGGCUUUUCUGUUGAUUGCAGUCUCGAAUGGACCAAUUCGAUGGAAAAUGAUUCCUGAUUUUAGAUUACCAAUUUAUUUGACUGUCUUCUCUUUGGUAACUGUUAUUAUUAUGAGCCAAAUCAUCAUUUCAUCGAUUUCCGCUGGUUUGGUCAUUCACAUGAUUCGAAAGGUUGCUCAUCACCAGAAUUCCUCGGGAACAGCGAAACGUUCUUUCAUUAAGAUUCUCAUUUUGGAAGGGAUUUUAAUUACAUUCGCUUUUGUGUUUUUAGUAGCCAUUGUGGUGUUGGUCAUGACCGUCUUUUGGUCCUACAAUUACAUUAUAUGGGAUCUCAUGAACAACUUUUCCGUUCUCAUGUUUUUAUUGGCCACCAUUUUCAUGUAUUUCCCAUUGUUUGAGAAACAUGAAGAGAAGAACUUAAAAGAAGGUGAGCCAACCGCUGUUCGGUCCAAUUCUCAAACACCAAGAUCUGCUAAUCGAACGAAUAUGGUAGUCAUUAAGGAGUCUGACGAUGCUGUCUCGGAUCCACACGUUUAA
Molecule: messenger RNA, 1134 nt
Organism: Naegleria lovaniensis
Lineage: Eukaryota; Heterolobosea; Eutetramitea; Acrasida; Naegleriidae
Exons: 2
Coding region: 1-1134 (377 amino acids)
Source: RefSeq, a predicted model, not a curated record